Messenger RNA from Eriocheir sinensis (Chinese mitten crab), 1007 nucleotides. RefSeq names its product U-scoloptoxin(01)-Cw1a-like. NCBI's taxonomy places the organism in Eukaryota, Metazoa, Arthropoda, Malacostraca, Decapoda, Varunidae. Bases 111 to 479 code for a protein of 122 amino acids. Gene Ontology annotation, molecular function: chitin binding. Gene Ontology annotation, cellular component: extracellular region. The record is from RefSeq and is a predicted model, not a curated record. The transcript has 2 exons.
GUGUUCGCCAGGUGAGGGCCAACAAGGGAGGCUGCAGACAGGUAUAAAAACGAGCCUCCUUCCCUCUGUCCACACACUACCUGCUUCAUCUUCUCCAGGCCGCCUCCACCAUGCUGCGCCCCGCCCUCCUCCUCCUGCCGCUGUUCGCCGUCUCCCUGGCACACUUCAGGUACGCCUUCCCGCUCCAUUACGACGACCUCCUCAUCAGCCCGCUCGUCACCUCCUUCAGCUGCGACAACCGCCCCUACGGCUACUACGCGGACGUGGACAACGCCUGCCAGGUCUACCACGUGUGCAUGCCGCUCUUCGACGCCGACGGGGACCUGCACGGCUCCUAUCACUUCUCCUUCGUCUGCGGCAACGCGACGGUCUUCUGCCAGCAAACGCUCACGUGUAUUGUCCCCAACGAGUUCUGCCGCUGUGAGGACUCGCCAGAACACUACGACUUCGUGAAUGCGCGGUUCGCGAAGGUGCAUUAGGUAGAGGAGCUGGAGAAGUAGAGGCUGGGAUAAGAGAUUAGAGGUGGUGGAGGAGAAUUAGAGGAGGAGGUGAAGUGUGUGGGUGGGAUAUGAGAGCAGAGGUGAAGUGAUUGAGUGGGAUAUGAAAUCAGAGGUGGAGAAGUGAUUGGGUGGGAUGCGAAAGUAGAGGAGGAAAUGGAGAAGUGAGUGGAUGAGAUACGGUUCGAUAGGAGGAGGAGGUGGAGGUGAAGUGACUGAAGGGGAUACGGAAAUUAAAGAUAAGAUGCUCGUGUAAAUGGUUGCGUGAUUUUUUACUCUUUCUGUCUCUCUCCUGUCUGUCUACAUGUCUAUCUGUCGGUCUGUCCGUCUCAUUUAAGAGUUGACAUACCUGCAGCUUCUCCAUUCCGAUACAGGUCCCGAUUGUCAAAGGUCUUCUCUAAAAUCAAUCUCUAUAUUUCACCUCAUCUAUUUCUCUUCUCUAAUAAGUUUCCGCUCCCUCGCCAUGCCCUGUACACUGUAACUGAUAAAUAAACCAAAAUCGACAUUCAA